Messenger RNA from Oryza brachyantha (malo sina), 1252 nucleotides. Its product is annotated as transcription factor bHLH150-like. Gene Ontology annotation, molecular function: protein dimerization activity. The record is from RefSeq and is a predicted model, not a curated record. The transcript has a single exon. The coding region runs from base 493 to 1167 and encodes 224 amino acids. Gene Ontology annotation, biological process: regulation of DNA-templated transcription. NCBI's taxonomy places the organism in Eukaryota, Viridiplantae, Streptophyta, Magnoliopsida, Poales, Poaceae.
GCCAGGGCCAAGGCCAAGGCGAAGGCGUCGCGCACUCAACAGCGACGACGCCUUUGCCUGGCCCUGCCUACCGCCGCGCGACGCUCACCCGCCUCACUGCCAAAAAUUCCACGCCAAACCGAAACGAUCAAAAGGCGAGGCGAACACCACACCACACCACACCUCACCACGACACCACUCCCCCCCUCCCAUGUCUAAUCCACUCGCUAAUCACCUCUCUCCCGCACCAAAUAAGUAGUACACCCAACCCCAACUACGCCCCAAAAGAAAAGCUAACCUCUCUCUCUCUUUUCCUUUCUCUUCUCUCCUUCCUCCUCCCACCACCACCACCGCCGCACCGCCGCCUUCUUUCUUUCUCUCUUUCUCUCCCAUCGCACCCACCUUUAAGCCCGGGGCCGAUUUGAUUUGCCUCCGGUGUGAUUGGGGGUGUUGCGGUUUGGGAUUGGUAAUCGGGAGGAGGAGGGGGAGGAGGUGGAGGCGGUGGGCGUCAGGAUGAUCUCGAUAGGCGGCUCCUCGUCGUCGUCCUCGUCGUCGGGGGUGAGGGUGGCGGGUGGAGGCGCGAAGGUGCGGGGGAAGGCGGGGACAGGAGCGGCGGUGGGGACGGGGGUGAGGACCAGGUGGAGGAGCGGCACGCAGGAGAGGAUCUACGGGCGGCGCCUGCUCGACGCGCUGCGGGCCACGCGGGACGGCGGCGCGCCUGCGCAGCCGCGGGCGGUGAAGGCCGCGGCCGACUCGGCGCUGGCGCUCACUGCGCGGGGGCAGUCGAGGUGGAGCCGCGCCAUCCUGCUGGCCGGCGCGGCGUCGUCCAGGCGCCGCGUGCUCGUCAAGGCCGGCGGGAAGAUCCGCCGCCACCACCGCCGCCCGCAGGCGCGCGCCGCCGCGGCGGCGGCGGCCAAGGCCGCGGCUGCCUCCUCCGCGGGAGAGCCGCCGAUGCUGAAGGAGAGGAAGGUGAAGGAGCGGCUCCGCGUGCUGGGCCGCCUCGUACCCGGAUGCCGGAAGCUCCCCGCGCCGGCGCUGCUCGAGGAGACGGCUGACUAUGUGGCGGCGCUGGAGAUGCAGGUCAAGGCCAUGCGCGCCCUCGCCGACGCGCUCGCCGCGGCGCAGCUCUCCUCGUCGCCUCCGCAGCAGGCGGAGGCCACCAGCGACGAGCCCGAGAUGGAGAGGUGAGGGUUUGGGGUGGCAAUCGUCGUGGACACGAUCGAUGGUGAUUCGGUGGCUUGGAAUUGGAACAGCUCGGGGAAAAUAAUGAUGA